This is a messenger RNA of Phyllotreta striolata, 1001 nucleotides long. The record is from the annotation of a GenBank genome assembly. NCBI's taxonomy places the organism in Eukaryota, Metazoa, Arthropoda, Insecta, Coleoptera, Chrysomelidae.
AUCGACACAAUAUAGCGUUUAUUCUCACACUUUACCAGCAGAGAAAUUUCCAGUCAACAUCGAAGAUGCUUCGACAAAUCAACUCAUUUAUUCUCUCGAUUUUAUUGAUCGGACUCGCGAUUGUCCGAGCCGAAGAAAAUGUUUCUUUAACGCAAAAAUUAACAGUGACUUUACCCAGCGGUGACCGAAUGCCUGUUAUUGGUUAUGGAACUUCAAGAAUACGAGGAGAUGACAAAGUUAAAGAAGCUCUGGAUCAUGCGCUGAGUGUAGGAUACAGACUUUUCGAUACUGCUGAAGCUUACGAAAACGAAGAGAGCAUCGGGAAAGCCUUGAAAGAACUCUUACCCAAACACAACUUGACUAGGAAAGAUAUUUUCAUCACAUCGAAAGUUGCUUCUCGUCCAGAAUCGUCUGGAGCGAAUUCCUACAUAUCCUUAAGUCGCUCUUUGAGGCGUCUGGAUACUUCCUACGUGGAUUUGUAUCUCAUACAUUCACCUGAAUAUUGGUCAUCUGUAGCUGCGAAUUCGAACGUGAAUUUUUCCGAAAUAAGGGAUUUAACUUGGAAGCAGCUCGUGAAGGGCCAAAAGGACGGUUUAGCCAGGAAUAUCGGAGUAUCUAAUUAUAAUAUUGACCAUCUAAAGGAAUUGUUGAGUAACGAUUAUGGAGUUAAACCCGCUGUGAAUCAGGUACAUUGGAAUCCGGAGUAUCAUCAAGAUGAUUUACUGGAGUUUUGUAAAAGCAAUAAUAUAGCUUUACAAGCAUAUUUCUCAUUGGGUGGUGAUAAACACAAAAUUGCUUUACUUGAUAAUCAAGAAGUUAAAAAAGUUGCUGAUAAAUUAGGAAAAACACCAGGACAGGUAGUUCUAAGAUGGGCUGUGCAGCAAAACGUUUUAAUCAUCCCGAAAUCUCUGAGCAGAAUCCACAUGAUACAAAAUUUAGACCUGAAUUUCCAGAUAUCCGAGGAUGAUAUGAAGAUUUUGAGCAACUUGCAAAAAUCAUAA